GCUUUGUAGUUUGCAGUUUACUAACGAUGAUUGAGGAUCAGUAAGAUCAGUUGCAAGUAAUAAUUUUUCACAAUGAUAAUUUCACGAGGAUUGAAUUUAUUAAGAAUUGGCUAUAGAAAUAGUCAAAGUAAAGUUUCUACGACGAAUUUACGAUCCGUUAGAUUAAGUCAUGAUGAUUAUCAUGGGACAUAUCGUGGCCAAAUCCCACCAGUAGAAAAGAUAUGGCUAUAUGGAGCUGAAAUUAUGGGAGGUGUUAUGUGGUGGUGGGUAUUAUGGCAUUUCUGGCAUGACUUUGGUCAUAUUGUUGGAGAAUUUCCAUAUCCAGAUCCUUCUAAAUGGACAGACGAAGAAUUAGGUAUACCGCCAGAUGAUUAUGAAGAGCCUGCGACUCGUGUAUAGUUUCACAAGUAUGUUAUAUGAAGAUGUGAGUACCUCAGUGGAUCCAGUAAAAGCAACUUUACGAAUUUCUGAAUGUUCAGCGAUAGCUGCACCAGCAGUUGGACCGUAACCUGGAAUGACAUUUAUAACACCUGCUGGAAAUCCUGCCUCUUUAGCAAGAGCGGCUGCGUAAAGUGCGGUCAAAGGCGUUUGUUCUGCUGGUUUUAAGAUUAAAGUGCAUCCAGUAGCCAAUGCAGGGCCCCAUUUCCAAGCUAACAUCAUGAAGGGAUAAUUCCAAGGAAUAAUUUGUCCUACAACGCCGAUUGGCUCUCUUCGUGUCAAUGUAACGUUAGUAUCGCCUAGUCAAAUAAUAAAUAAAAUUGCUUAUAUUCU
Molecule: messenger RNA, 771 nt
Organism: Formica exsecta
Lineage: Eukaryota; Metazoa; Arthropoda; Insecta; Hymenoptera; Formicidae
Gene: Ndufb2
Product: NADH dehydrogenase [ubiquinone] 1 beta subcomplex subunit 2, mitochondrial-like
Exons: 4
Coding region: 73-399 (108 amino acids)
Cellular component (GO): mitochondrial inner membrane
Source: RefSeq, a predicted model, not a curated record